Messenger RNA from Necator americanus (New World hookworm), 549 nucleotides. RefSeq lists its product as uncharacterized. Lineage: Eukaryota; Metazoa; Nematoda; Chromadorea; Rhabditida; Ancylostomatidae. The coding region runs from base 1 to 549 and encodes 182 amino acids. The record is from RefSeq and is a predicted model, not a curated record. The transcript has a single exon.
AUGAUGCUGAAGCGAUCGGAAGGGGUGGUAGUCGCUCGGGGCUCGGGCUGUACGGUGGGUGCUGUAGAACUUCCCAUCCGGGCUCUUCUAAAGAAUUUUCUGGGAAGUCUUCUUCGCGACCUGAGGGCGCGCGUUAUCCUGCAGCAGGCGAAAGUUGUCGAGCUUCGGGUGCUCCUUGCGGAUCUUGUCGGCCCGUCUUUACGAUUGAGCGCAGUAGACUUCGGCAGUAACUGUCGUGUUGCCCAGCAGCAGUUCGAAACGGUAGAUCCCAUUCUCCACCAGACGCACGCCCAGCAUGACCUUCUUCUCAUGAAUUUCACCUUUCACGAAAGGAUCCGGCAUUUCAUGGCCAGCGCAACAGGCACGUUUGGGGGUGUGGUUGACGUAGAGGACCCAUUUUUCAUCUCCAGUGACAGUGGUGUCCAGCCAGUCAAAUCUGCGGCUUCUGGAGAGCAACUGAGUGCAGAUGUCCAGGCGUCUUUGGCGGUUGCCGUCGCUCAAUGCAUGUGGGAGCCAUUGACCGAGCCUUUUCAACAUUCCGAGAGAUAG